UAGUGGGACAUAGACGCUAGGACGCUAGUGCUAGUGUUCUCCUCUUCUAUUUUAUUUCUUGUCUUUUGUCUUUCCUCUUUCCUCUUUGUAAGUCCUUGUAAAUCCUCUUUCUUGGUUUUUGUUUUAUAUUUUAUAUGCUGUGUUUUGGCUGUGUUUAUAUGCCCUGUCGGCGUGCUGCGUAUUGUAACGUGAUUGUAACUUGAAUAACUCUUUUUUAUUUCUACGGUCAUCCCCAGUAUUUUUUGAAUAUCUUUGAUUUUUUGUUACUUCGUGUCUUAAGUCUAAAGUUUGGUGAGUUUAGUGUAGUUUUUCUAGACGUUGGACAUUGAAAGUAUAUUUCAUUUGAAAUGUAUUAUCCGCUGGCUUUAACUACUUGGAAACAAAAUAUACCGGGGAUAAAUAAAAACACAUGGAAGAAAAAGACCUUCCCUGAAAAUAAGCUAAACGAUUUGCUGACUGAGAUGUACAGAAAUCUAGACCAAAAUACUUCCCAUAUUUUUCGUAAAAAUUUUAAAUCUCAUAAGUCUGUAGAGUUAAGGUGUUUAUAUAGAAUAAUACCAAUGGAGUUUUUUGGAUCAACAGUCAAUAGGAAGAAGUUUUUUUUCGUUGUUAAACGAAUUUUGUCCCAAACAAAGGGAGAAUGCAUACAUACAAAAUAUCUAUAUAACAAUUACGAACUUGAUCAAAUCGGUUGGUUGUUUGCGAAAUCGAAGGACAAACAUUGUAUGUUAGAAGAGUUACGCGAAAUUAAUAUACUUGUUCUUGAUACCAUAGUUAAACCAUUUUUAAGAUACUUUUACUAUUACUUAAGCGAUUUUAAAACUAGAAAAUUGUUGUUUGUCUGUCGAAAUGAAAUGGAUUCCUUCAUAGAUACGAGAAUCACAAAAUAUCUAAAAGAGGGCACUCUUUCAAAGAUUACCAUUAAUGACAAUAUUAAUGUAAAUGGCAGGUUAAUGUUUAUUCCAAAAAAAUCAUCUGUUCUUGACCACAGACCUUUAAUAAUUCAGAGUGGGGGUACCCACUGUAAACAAAUCCAAAGAAAACUUAAAAAAUUAACUAAAACAUAUUUGAUUGGAUGCAAAGGGUCCUUCUAUAAAGGAUGGUGUAAAUAUUUAUCAGAUCAUAAACAAAAAAGAAAUCUUUAUGCUGUUAAAUUGGAUAUUGUGAAUGCCUUUGGUUCCACUGACAUAGGUGAAUUAAUAAUGAUAAUUAAAGACAACAACACAUUUACGCAUGCAGAGAAACAAUUUUUAGCUCACAAUAUUCACAAUCAAUAUGUUUAUGCAAGGAACACCGUUUACAAAUGGAAUUGUGGAUUGCUUCAAGGUUGGAAUUUAUCGGCACUAUUGUCAGAACUGUACAUUAGUUAUUUGUGUAAUAAACAUUUAUCAAAAUUUUUGAAACCAUAUUGUUUCAUGCACAGAACUGUAGACGAUAUAUUAUUCGUAACCCCAUAUUCAGAUGAAUUAGGAAAUUUUGAACUAGCUGCAAUGGAUGCGUUUUUAAUACACCAAACUAAAUCCCAAAGAUGUUAUGAUGGACAAGGUCUAAUUUAUUGUGGUAAAAUGUUUAACAUGGAAACGAGGGAGGUGUCCAAUUAUUAUAAUUAUGACAAUAACACCGAAAUUAGAGAAAGAAUGAAAAUAUGGAACUUAAAGAAGGAAAUUGACCAGGACCAAAUAUUCGAUUUUGUGAUGAACUGCAUGAAAUUUGUAAACAUGAAUUUUUUGUUUUCAAACUUUGUUUUGAAUACAGAGUUCAACAGUAAAGAUAGUGUAAUGAAGAAUCUCUAUGACGGAAUGUGUGUUGUGGCGUUCAGGUUUGAUAGCGUAGUUUCGACACUUUCGUACACCUUUUCGUCUUUUCAGCACCGGUCGAAGGUAAUUGAGCAUUGCGUAGACACCAUCUUAAACCGAUACUUAAUUAAAAUAAAGUGGAGACUACAAAAGAACAGUGGCAAAAAGCAACGUUCAGAAAUUACUUUUAAAGGUAUCAAAUUUAUUAUGCGGAGAGCGUUUAUAGCUGUUUUUUCACGAAGGAACUGCGUAUAUAAAGAUAUACUUAAAAAACUGAAGCGUGCAGUUAAAAAAUCAUAUAUUAAUACGGUUAACUUUAAAUAUUUUUUGGAGUUGCCCAAAAAUUUUAAAAAUGUUAAAAUGUAUAGAAUUAAAUGUGCUCGUUUAAUGAGAGACAUAUAGAUAUAGCCUGAUUUUAAGCCCAAGUUUAAGAAAUAAUUAGUGAGGUUUUUGAAUGACUAUUGAUGACCCGAAACCGACUGAAAAUCUAUCACAAAAAUUGUGAUGAAGCCUCCACAGUAUGAUGGAAAAACCGUUUGGACCAACUAUUUUUGUCAAUUUCAAGCUGCUGCGAAAGCGACCGGCUGGUCCCACGCUAAAAAAGCUACCACUUUGACGAUUGCACUGCGAGUGGACGAGUGAUAUAUAGCAAACACUGUCACCAACAGAACAAGGAGUCUAUCAACAACUUGUGCGACAUUUAGAAAUAGGGUACGGUUAAGCUCAUUUGGAGCAUGUUUACCACUCGUAGCUCAAGAACCGUAUUCAGCAGCCCAAUGAAGCCCUGCAGAGGUCUGAAGCUGAUAUAGCCCGCCAACCAAACCAAACCGCCCUGUUCCACAAGACACAACACACAUUCCAUAUUCGCGUACCCUGCUACAUUUAGAAAUAGGGUAUGGUCAAGUUCAUUUGGAGCAUGUUUACCACUCGUAGCUCAAGACUGACUUUGUAGUCAGCAGCUCAUUGAGUUCUUGCAGAGGUCUGAAGCUGUGGACGUAACAAGUUGCCAUUCACAAUAAUUAUCCGUUGUUUUUCAUUAUGUAGUAAAUGAUAAACCUGUCGAGGGAUUCAUGGAAUUUUAUUUUUGAGUAACUGGUGAUUUUCUGACCAUUUAUUCCUAGAUGUUACAAUGUUGAACUUAACAACAAAUUGUUAAAAUUUGGUACAGUAUACCUUAAAUUAACAAAGUAACUAUAGUUGCGUACUACACAUAUAAGAUCUUGGAUAUUUAGCCAAAUUUCAAUAUACCUGGUGUUUGCCCAUCAUGAUCACUCAUGAUUACAAAGCAUACCCAUGUUUUAGUUUCUUUAAUUUUUAAUCAACCCGAUAUUGUUUUUUCUAUUUUGCAGAACAUUUUUUAGAUACAUAAAUAUUGUUAAUGCAAGAAAUUUACUGCAGAAUGAACACUGAGUAAAAUACUUGUGUUUAGAUGUAAUGAUUCAUGGGAUUGUAUCUAUAAUCUUAAUACGAUGUACUUAAACAGCCGUUAAACGGUAGCCUAUUAAAAUGCCGUUAAUAGAUAUUGUGACGUCGUUCAUGUCGGCGGAAAGUAAUG
Molecule: messenger RNA, 3351 nt
Organism: Sitophilus oryzae (rice weevil)
Lineage: Eukaryota; Metazoa; Arthropoda; Insecta; Coleoptera; Curculionidae
Gene: Tert
Exons: 5
Coding region: 348-2198 (616 amino acids)
Biological process (GO): telomere maintenance via telomerase
Cellular component (GO): telomerase catalytic core complex
Molecular function (GO): telomerase RNA binding; telomeric repeat DNA binding
Source: RefSeq, a predicted model, not a curated record